Molecule: messenger RNA, 356 nt
Organism: Symbiodinium pilosum
Lineage: Eukaryota; Dinophyceae; Suessiales; Symbiodiniaceae
Source: the annotation of a GenBank genome assembly
GCGUUGCCGCCGGGGAGGUUGUGAGGAUUUUCAACCAGGCCUUGGGUUCGGGUGCUACCUCGGAGGAGUUCUGGGAUCGAGAGCUCGUACCAGAGACGACGCGCCGCUUUGGUUUCGAGGCGUCCCUGCUUUCUCGCCACAGGGUAAAGCCUCAUGCACUCCUGCGAGCUAUGGAACAUCAUUGCAGAGUCAGGUUGCGGUCUUCUUCGCACCGUGCGCCUCUGCAUGCCCCCGGGUGCCCGGAGCCCUUUGAGGAGGGAGAUCUGGCGUCCUUCGAUUCUGCAGCAUGGCAGCCUCAUUUUCCACACAUCAGAGCGGUAAAGGAAGAUACUCCUCUGUCGUCGGCACGGUUGUGA